Molecule: messenger RNA, 1467 nt
Organism: Cucumis sativus (cucumber)
Lineage: Eukaryota; Viridiplantae; Streptophyta; Magnoliopsida; Cucurbitales; Cucurbitaceae
Product: serine/threonine-protein phosphatase 4 regulatory subunit 2
Exons: 8
Coding region: 378-1100 (240 amino acids)
Biological process (GO): protein dephosphorylation
Cellular component (GO): nucleus; cytoplasm; protein phosphatase 4 complex
Molecular function (GO): protein phosphatase regulator activity
Source: RefSeq, a predicted model, not a curated record
UCUUGCUCGAUUCUGUUUGGUCGCCAUGUAAAGGAAUUAGAAGAAGUAACGGAAAUGGCUGCUUUCACGAAUUGUUUUACUUGUUUGCUGCUGAAUCGGCGUCUCUUUAGUUUUCAUUAAUUAGCAGCUUCUGAAUAAGAAGUUGGAUGUUUAGCUGUAUACCCUAUGAUGAUGGCGAUGUUAUAAAUCGGUGAAACCAAGUAAUCUCUCUGAUUAAUGGUCUCGACGUAAAAUUUUUGAAGUCAAGUAGCUUUUGUAAAAAAAGUAUACGAACGCAUACCCAUCGCCUUGGAUGGUACAGUUCGAGUUUGAACAGUAUUUGUUGUGGGCUUGUUUUGUUAGUCAAGUGACAUUAGGUAGAAAGUAGAGACCCCUAGAUGGAGGUGCCACCAAAUGAAGAUUCUGAGCUCCCAGCUUCUGCCGAUACUGUUCAUCAAGAACAGGAUGAUGUGCUACCUGUCCCUGAUACCAUAAAUGAUGGAGUCAUGGAGCAGAAACAAGAAAUCAAUGAGGAAGAAGUAAGAAGUACAUUGGAAGCGAUUGCAUCCACAGGAAAAUUCUGGUAUGAUUGGGAGAAAUUGAAGAGUAUGCUAUCCUUUCAACUGAAGCAGGUGCUAUCAGAGUAUCCUGAAGCAAAAGCAUCCAGUGAACAACAAAGUACUUUAGGAGAAACCUUCUCAGAGCUGGUAAAGCGGUUGGAUGAAGCACUUCAUAGCUUCGUUGAAGGUCCUCCAUUUACCCUUCAAAGGAUUUGUGAGAUCCUACUGGAUGCAUGUACCAUCUAUCCCAAUCUCUCAAAGCUUGCUCUAGCUCUGGAAAAGAAUCUUCUGGUGACAUCCACACUUGCCGUCAGUUCUGACCUGCAUGUACCGUCCUCCAACCCAAAGCCAAACGAGUCAGAUGAAUCGGAGAAAGCUGAAGAACAAAAGCUAUCCAAUGCAGUAGAAAAUGGAAUUGAACCUAUAGCUGGAGACGGGGAUGAAGUAAUGGUGGAGGUUGAAGAGGCUGAUAUGAACGAUGAUAUGACGAUGGACAUGGAAACUUUUGAAGAAAUAGUUGGAUCAUCUGAGACAAAUAAUGCUCCAAACAGUAAUUCUUAGCUUUCCUGGCACACCUUAAAGCUAGCUGCUGUAGUUCGGCUGAUCUUUUCACAGUGAGGAGACAUGGCUGGUAAGCCAUAGUUCUUCGAUAUAUCAAUUUGUUCAAUCCAAUAUAAUUCGAUUCGGAUGUGUUAUCUUGCUCUUGGGAGAGUAAUGGGUGGUUAGUUGCAACUUGGAAUUAGCCUACAAUAUGAGCCCUCUUACUAUUUUGGCAGGGAUGUUUUCUUGAUUAAAUAUUUGAGUGAACCGAUGUUUUUAGUUUCUGAACUUUUGAUAUGACACUUCUCAUAUGGCCAAUGAAAAUGAUUUGGCGCUUUGCAACUGUCCACUCCUAAUUUAUUGACAGGUUGAUAGUAUUAAUUUUUCU